AUGGCUCUUAUGACCAGCAAAGGAGCAUCAUCAACCUCUUUCACCCAUCAAUACAAGAACUUUAAUGUCUUCUUGAGUUUCGAAGGUGAAGAUAUCCGCCUUGGUUUCGCGGGUCAUUUGUGUAACACUUUGCGUCGUCAAGGUAUUCACACCUUCAUCGACGAUAAUCUCCUAAGAGAAGAAAAAAUUUCUGCACAACAUCUCAAAACCAUUGAGAGCUCAAUGGUUUCAAUAAUCAUAUUCUCUAAAAAUUAUGCAUCCUCGACUUGGUGCUUAGAUGAACUUGUGAAGAUUAUUGAGUGUGAGAAGAAUGAUCAGUUGGUGCGACCAAUUUUUUACAACAUGGAUCCAUUGGAAGUUAAAAAAGGAAAGUUUGAGGAAGAACUAGCUAAACAUGAAGAAAAAUUCAAAGAUAACGAGAAGGUACAAAGGUGGAGGGAAGCUCUAUGUGAAGCAUCCAAUAUACAUGGUUGGCAUUACAAGCACAACUGCAGUGAGUCCGAAUUUAUCCAAGAAAUUGUCAAAGAGAUCUCAAAUUUUAAAUUAAACCGCAUGCCAUUAUUUGUUGCUAAAUAUCCAGUUGGAAUAAGUCAUCAUGUAGAAGCCAUAAAAUUACUUUUAGAUAUCGGGUCAAAUGAUAUUCGUGUGAUAAAGGUGUAUGGCCUUGGUGGAGUGGGCAAGACUACCACGGCUAAAGCCGUUUAUAACAUGAUUUAUGUUCAUUUUGAAGGAAGCAGCUUUCUAGAAAAUGUUAAAGACAAGUUUGGGACCUUUGAUGGUGCAAUCAAAUUACAAGAGACACUUCUUUAUGAUAUUUUAGGGGGUAUAAAUUUGAAGGUUCACAAUGCAUGCAGAGGAAUCAAUUUGAUAAAGGAAAGACUUUCCAAUAAAAGGAUUCUUUUAAUUCUUGAUGAUGUGGAUAGAUCAGACCAAAUAGAAACAUUAAUUGGAAAAUGUGAUUUUUUUGCUUCUGGAAGUAGAAUCAUUAUAACCACAAGAGACAAAAACUUGCUAGCUACUCUUGGAAAAGGUCUUUUAACCUAUAAGGUUAAGGAAUUAGAUGAUCAUGAAGCUCAUGAAUUAUUUUGUUUGCAUGCAUUCCAAAGAAACAAACCCAAGGAAGAUUAUUUAGAAAUUGCAAACCAAUUUAUAUGCUAUGCUAAAGGCGUUCCACUAGCUCUAGCAAUAUUAGGUGCAGAUUUGUAUGGAAGAAAUAAAAUGGAAUGGAAAAGUGCAUUAAAUAAGUAUGAAAAAAUUCCUAACAAAGAAAUUCAAAAAAUACUCCAACAGAGUUAUGAAGGAUUGGAUGAAACUGAACGAGAUAUUUUUCUUGAUAUAGCAUACUUAUUGAGAAGUGUCUCAUAA
Quercus lobata is the source of this 1365-nucleotide messenger RNA. RefSeq names its product TMV resistance protein N-like. The transcript is spliced from 3 exons. Gene Ontology annotation, biological process: defense response; signal transduction. Gene Ontology annotation, molecular function: ADP binding. The record is from RefSeq and is a predicted model, not a curated record. The coding region runs from base 1 to 1365 and encodes 454 amino acids. Lineage: Eukaryota; Viridiplantae; Streptophyta; Magnoliopsida; Fagales; Fagaceae.